Messenger RNA from Helianthus annuus (common sunflower), 4203 nucleotides. Its product is annotated as disease resistance protein RPS2. Lineage: Eukaryota; Viridiplantae; Streptophyta; Magnoliopsida; Asterales; Asteraceae. Gene Ontology annotation, molecular function: ADP binding. Bases 1565 to 2752 code for a protein of 395 amino acids. The transcript has 4 exons. The record is from RefSeq and is a predicted model, not a curated record.
AUAAUUAACGCGAGACACAUGAUAUCCACCAGGUUAGUAUACGCGAUACGGGCCACCAACCCACCUAACCUAUCUAAACCCUAGGUAUUUAAACACCUUAACAUCUUCAUCUCCUCAUUUCUUUCCAUCUCCUUAAAACCUAGCCCCCAUAACUCCUUCUUCUCUACACAACACACACUCCUCCUUCUUCUCUACACAACACACACUCCUGAGUAUUCUAGAAAGAGAGACCGAGACACAGGUUAGAGGAGGAGAUCGUUGGCCGACCACAACCAUGACGGAGCCACGACGACUCGUGGUGGAUCCGCCACUAUGACGCCGUGGGUGUGGGGUGACGGCGGAGGUUACGCGGCGGCGGUUAGCGGCGGGGUGGACGGUGGCAGUCGGCGGACUGCUGGUGGCAGCGUGGUGAGACACCCGAUGGGCGGCGACACAGGGGAACAACAUCAUCAGAAGCCCAGUGGUAGAAGGGCAGGGGAAGGGGUGCUCAAUGGCGUUAUGAUGGUGACGCAGGGGUGGUACUGCGUGACAACUCAAGGCAGGGAAGAGCGGUGACAGCGGCAAGGGGUUUUAGGGACUCGACGAGGUCCGAGGAUCCAUGUGAACUCCUGAUCGAAUAUAUGGCCGAGACCGUGGUGUUGGGGCUGACGAGUACCGCAGCUGAAGGUGGUGGUUGUGCUUGUCAUCCAGUGGUGUCCGGGAGUUAAAUUAGCAAAUCGAAGGUUUCGUUUGGUCAUUUGUUAGAUCGGUCAUACCCAGUCAAACGUCGGUUCUCGGUCAACUCAGUUUUGAGUGGUCAAAGUUUGGUCAUAGCGGUCAACAACGGUUAACGGGUCAGGCUUGAUUAGCGCGUAGUUCGAGGCGUGUGUGUGUCGGUUUGGUUAAUUUCCCGGUUCACUAACGAGGUAUUGGAAGGUUUGAAACGUCAAAAUGAGGAGUGACAUAAUUCAAGCAGUUGCAGGGACGGUCCAAGUAGCUGCUGGUUCGAUCGAAGCUGUUUCGGGUGUAGCUAGUGCUGCUGCAAGUUUGACGAGCCUGGCAAUCACGAGUCUUAAUGAAUAUCAAAAAUUGGAAAUAAGUCAUUCUUGUAUGAUAGCAAAGAGGGACAAACUAGAAGAUAUCCAUUGUAAAUUACAAGAUCAAUUACGGACUUAUUGAGUUCCACGGAAGCAGUGUGAUAGGUGGUCCAGUGCAGUGAAAAGUACCUUUGCUCAAGUAGCUGCACUCAAAGGCGAGUUUUCAAAUUUUAAGCAGACUUCGGGUAUAAACUUUGCAGCUCGCUCAACUUUGACAAACUCAAUUGAUGAAAAGUACAAAGGAAUAGACGAAGUUAUAAAAGAGGGAAAAGAAUUGGAUGUUGCCAUAAAAAACAGAGAUAUAGAUCGUUAUAUUAAGUGGUGUACACCAGUUAGUAUAGCAAGUUGAAUCACUCAAGGAAAACUUUUAGCGGCUAUUAGUGUAUGUGAAAGAUGAAACAUUCAAUACAGUCCGAGUGCAAGGUCAUAUAGGGACAGGGAAAACAGUACUAAUCCAACAUCUGAACAAUCGAGAAGAUGAUCAUCAUAUGUUUCAUAUAGUUAUUUGGAUACCAGCUUCCGAUUUUAAAAAUCAGGACAAAAGAAAGAGUAUAGAGGUUGAAAUUCAACGUUGCAUUGCUGACAGAUUAGGAAUAUGCAUUAGCGGUAUCAAAGAUGAGGAGAAUAUAGCAAAUAAAAUACGUGCAGAGUUGGAUGGUGCAAAAUAUUUGUUGUUAUUGGACGAUGUCAAGGUAAAUAUUAAUCUUGAGAAAAUAGGUAUACCACCGAAUACACAAGGUAGUAAAAUAGUCUACACAACAAAUUUCGGAGUGUAUCCAUUUGGUAUACCCCCGGAUCAUGAAUCCUUCACUCUAACUAUGAAAAGGUUAAGUGAUGGUGAUUCAUGGCAAAUAUUUGAAGAUAUUGUGAGUAAGGAGAAUGUUUUACUUCUACAACGUGAUAUUAAAGCCAUUGCUCGGCAAGUAGUUGAUUGUUGUGAUGGCCUUAUGUCUAUCAUUAUAAUUGUAGCAGAUAACUUCAAAUUAAGAGAUUGUCUUGAAAGUUGGUCCAAUGGUUUGGAAAUGUUAAAAAGACCACCUAUGAAAGAAGACAUACCUAUGGAAGCUCUAAAGAAAUUCUUGAACUUCAGUUAUGGUAGUCUAACAGAGAACGAACAGAUAUACUUUCUUUUUUGUGUGUUGUAUCCAGAAGACCACAAAAUUCCAAUAGAUUGCUUAUUCGACUGUUGGGCAGCUAAUAAUCUUCUUCAAAAAGGCGUUCCAGGGAAACAAAUAUUGGGUCGUCUUUUAAAAAUGGCUUUACUUAAUGAAUGUUCAAAUAAGCAAUAUGUUACCGUUGACAACGUAUAUAGAAAAGCAGCAAUGAAGAUCUUGCGAGAACAUGGUCACCUCAAAUGUUUAGUAGCACCAGAAGCAAACACAAAACUACAAAAAGAUGAUUGCAAAGAUAUACAUUGGAUCUCUUUGGCCAAUAGCGGAAUUGAUGGUUUACCUACAGAGGUAGAUUGUCCAAAUCUUACAACACUUUUUCUACAAAACAACUCAAAGCUUAAAGCCAUUUCAAGUUCAUUUUUUAGGAAUAUUGGCAAGUUGCUUGUCUUGGACCUUUACAAGACAGGAUUGGAAUCCGUGCUCCCUAUGAGCCAUAUGCAAAUGCUUAAAGUGCUCUAUGUGAAUUCUUGUGCAAUGUUGAAGGAGAUUCCUUUUAAAAUAUAAGGUGCUGAUAAUAGGCUUGAAGUUGUCGAUAUACGUGGUUGUGUAUUCAGUGAGAUACCACAUGAUAUCAAAAAGUUGAAGCAUUUGAGGCGAUUGUUAGUGUCUAUUGAUUGUGGCCGUACUCUUGGUGAUCUUAACACAACUGAACUCUCUUCGUUGAAAGAGUUGAUCAUAUAUGUGAAAUCAGAUGUGGUCCACGUAAAUGUAAAAGCACGCAAGACAUGGUGCUAUAAGGUGAUAAAAGAUAUCUUAGAGAAAAUUGACCCUUCAGAAGAAUUAACCACACUUAAGUUUCACUUUGAAAAUUCCAUUGUAGAUAUCAUUGAAGUAUUGUGUGAUAGAUUAAAAAUUUUCGUACCAAAACAAGGCAGCCUUAAACACAUUUGGAAGGAAAGACGAAACAAGCACUUCACUGCACAAGUUUAUAUUGGUUUGGAAAUGACUUCAUCCCUUCAAAUUCCAGAGUUUUUCCCUAAUACCAGCUUUGUACUAUCUUGUGAUAAGAUAGUUAGUGACACUGUAAUUGAUGAGGUUAUGGGUAAGGUAAAAGCUCUCAGCGUGAUGAGAGCUAAUUCCAUGGAUAAUUUAGACCAAAAUGCGACCUCGAGCAGUGACGUCAUUCAUGAUUGUUUGAUUCAUAAAUGUGACAACAUUGAAACCUUUAUGAAAAUUGACGGCUUCUCUAAUCUUAAGACUUUGGUUCUAAGCGAAUGUUCUCAACUGAAAGCAUUGUUCUCAAAUAAUGUAGCUCAACAAGUUGGUAUCAAGCACUUGGAGAUAAGAGAUUGCCCAACUAUUGAAGAAAUUAACAUGUUAUCAACUAGUUGCGGUGAUAUUUUACCAACACUAACAACCCUCAUAGUUCACAAUCUACAUAAGCUAGAGAAAAUAUGCUCGGAUAUGAAGUGGCCUUCCAUGAGUACCUUGGAAAUAUACAAAUGUCCAAUGCUAAUGACACUGCCUCUUAACGGAAACAAUGCAAACAAUUUGCGUAACAUUAAAGUUGAGGAGAUGUGAUGGGAGACGCUGCAAUUGGAUCAUGAGAUCAAACAGAAAUUCGAGCAAUACUGUGACUUUAGUGUCCAGUUUGUUUGUUUGAAGGAUGCUGCUGCAAGUAUUUUCUUUGGUGUGCGGUGAAGUCCAGUUUGUUUGAAGGAUGCUGCUGCAAGUAUUUUCUUUGGUGUGCGGUGAAACUAAUUUUGUUGAUUCAAAGUUUCAUGUUGGCUUCUUUUGGAUCUCAAAUCAGCUUUCAUAUAGACACUCCGUGCUUCCUAAACAUAAUAACUUCUAUGAUAUAUGACUUCUGUUUGUGUUGUGAGUUAACGUUGGCACGAUGCAUACCUGAUAUUAUGUUUGUCAAAGUUGUUUGUUUGAAACGGAUUUUUGAAUUCAAAGUAUGUGAUUGUCGUAUUUUUUUUCUUAUCAAAAUAUUGAGAUUGGUACUCGUGUUA